This is a messenger RNA of Coccomyxa subellipsoidea C-169, 930 nucleotides long. RefSeq names its product glycoside hydrolase. The record is from RefSeq and is a predicted model, not a curated record. The annotation marks the transcript as partial. Gene Ontology annotation, biological process: protein deglycosylation. Gene Ontology annotation, molecular function: mannosyl-glycoprotein endo-beta-N-acetylglucosaminidase activity. NCBI's taxonomy places the organism in Eukaryota, Viridiplantae, Chlorophyta, Trebouxiophyceae, Coccomyxaceae. The transcript is spliced from 5 exons. Gene Ontology annotation, cellular component: cytoplasm.
CGCCUUCUGGUCUGUCACGAUAUGGCCAAUGGCUAUCAUUCAGAUGCCUUUCCUCAGGGAUGUGGAGAUGACAAUGCCUACUACUUGACCCACUGGCACGUCAUUGAUGCCUUCAUAUAUUUUAGUCACCAUUUCGUGACGAUCCCCUGCCCUACAUGGAUCAACUCUGCUCACAGGCAUGGCGUACAGGUCCUUGGUACAUUCAUUACAGAAUGGAAGGAGGGAGCAGAGAAAUGCAGACAGCUCUUUGCCAGCAGCGAUUCAGCCGAGCAGACAGCACACCAGCUGGCCGCAAUUGCAGCCUUCUUCAGAUUUGAAGGCUGGCUGAUCAACAUCGAAUGUGACCUGGAGGCCAGCCUCAUACCAAACCUUCUCCAUUUUCUCAGGCUGCUGACGCAGCUGAUGCGUCAGCAGUGUCCCAGAAGCCAGGUCAUCUGGUAUGAUGCCGUGACCACUGAGGGGAAGCUGAUUUGGCAGAACACACUGAAUGACCUCAACCGGCCCUUCCUGGAUGCCACGGAUGCCAUCUUCAUCAAUUAUUCUUGGAAGGCAGGGACUCCACUGGAGGCAGCGGCAGCAGCAGGGGAAAGAAAGCAGGAUGUGUACAUGGGUAUUGAUGUAUUCGGAAGGGGCACUUUUGGAGGCGGUCAGCUCAAUUGCAACGUGGCAGCAGCCGCCGCACGGCAGCAAGGAUUGGGAGUGGCGUUGUUUGCACCUGGCUGGGUUUAUGAGGGCAACACCGGGGACUGGCGGCUGUUGGCUGAGCAGCUAUGGUCCAGCCUGGCAGCUGUCUUGGGCCCUCCACGUGCCCUCAUCGCAGAGCUCCCAUUCGUGACCAGCUUCUGCCCUGGCUUGGGCCCUGCUGUCUACCGCUCGGUACAUUCCUGCAGCCAUGAUCAAAGCAGCAUUAAGAUCACUCUCAGUUUUUGA